UAAAGUCAAUCUGUGGAGGGGGGUACAUAAUGGCUAUAGGCAGCCUCCCUGGGGUGUAGAUGGGCAGGAGCCAGAGGAGAGGGGUAUUUUCUGGUAUCAAAGCAAGGCAGAAGUAUCUGGAUAGGAGACAGCCUUCUACACAAAGACAGAAGAGUCAGGACAGCAAGAUGUCUGCCUGUCCCAGCCUUCCAGAGUGUGGCUAGAUGGAUGAAGGGGAAGUCUUGGGUGGCCAAGUAAAUGCUUCCACAACUGGAAAAGCUCAUCGGCUUUGGAGGAAGAUUGUACAGAGAAGUUCUGAAGUUCUUCCGUGCCACAAGAAGCCUAUAGUACUGGAAUUGCAGGUAGCUGGCAUGUGUGAAGUUCUCCUUCUGUUGCUGCUGUUGGGUCUAGUGGAUGGUGUCCACCACAUACUUCCCCUAAGCUCAGCACAAAGGAGCAGAGAUGUGGGCCCUGAAGCUUCAGUGGAAAGCAGCAGGCCUAGCCUGUGGACCCUUCCAGGCAGGUUCCUGUUCCAGAUCCUCCCGUGGGGAGCAGGUCCCAGGUGCUGGCCCCACAGGCUUCCAUCUGAGUCCCAGUUUUGGUAUGUCUUUGGUGGUGGGACCCAGCUCACAAUCCUAGGUCAGCCCAAGUCUGACCCCUUGGUCACUCUGUUCCUGCCUUCCUUAAAGAAUCUCCAGGCUAACAAGGCCACACUAGUGUGUCUGGUGAGCGAAUUCUACCCAGGUACUUUGGUGGUGGACUGGAAGGUAGAUGGGAUCCCCAUCACUCAGGGUGUAGAGACAACCCGACCCUCCAAACAGACCAACAACAAAUACAUGGCCAGCAGCUACCUGACACUGAUGUCUGACCAGUGGAUGCCUCACAGUACAUACAGCUGCCGGGUCACUCAUGAAGGAAGCACUGUGGAGAAGAGUGUGUCACCUGCUGAAUGUUCUUAGACCACAAUCCUCCCUGAAGCCUUAGGGGCCUGGAUCUGAAGUGCCAGAAAAAAAGGGUUUAAGUUAACCCUUUUUAACCACCACUGUCUUUCCUGUGCCUACUACUCAAUAAAUAUCUUACCACCAA
Molecule: messenger RNA, 1065 nt
Organism: Mastomys coucha (southern multimammate mouse)
Lineage: Eukaryota; Metazoa; Chordata; Mammalia; Rodentia; Muridae
Gene: Igll5
Product: immunoglobulin lambda like polypeptide 5
Exons: 6
Coding region: 204-938 (244 amino acids)
Biological process (GO): positive regulation of T cell activation; immunoglobulin production involved in immunoglobulin-mediated immune response; peptide antigen assembly with MHC class II protein complex
Cellular component (GO): MHC class II protein complex
Molecular function (GO): MHC class II protein complex binding
Source: RefSeq, a predicted model, not a curated record